UGAAAAUUCCCUUUUACACCGCUACGAAACCUCGGGAGCCAUGAAAGGCUUAGAAAGAGUGCGAGGAAUGGAAUUGGUCGACCACCAUAUUUUUGUUACUCCGGAGCAAUUGAAAGAAGAAUUUAAAGAAAAUUAUCAUUAUAUUAGUGAGAUUUUAACUGUCCUCAAUUUUAAAUAUUCCGAAGAACUUUUGGUGAGUUCGCUUGAUGAAUUGAAUUUAGAUUAUGUGAUUUUAAAAGGAGAAGCGGCCUUUUAUGGGCCUAAAUUAGAUAUUGAAAUUCAGACUGCUGAUGGAAAAAAUGUUACGGUAUCAACUAUUCAAUUUGACUUUGUUUUACCCCAAAAAUUUGGUUUACAUUAUAUUGACAAGGAGCAAAAAUUACAAACUCCGGCCAUUAUUCACCAUUCUCCCAUUGGCACUUAUCAGCGUUUUAUUUCUCUACUUUUGGAACAAACAGGAG
Messenger RNA from Ambispora leptoticha, 461 nucleotides. The record is from the annotation of a GenBank genome assembly. NCBI's taxonomy places the organism in Eukaryota, Fungi, Glomeromycota, Glomeromycetes, Archaeosporales, Ambisporaceae.